AUGACGGCGAGGACUAAUAGCUGGUCAGUCCAGAUGCUUUCUGGAGGAGGGCCCGUAUUUUCCUCUGAAUCCACGAUGGGAGCAUCUAUAUUUUCAAGUGAUGGUCGCUACUGUUUUGCAUUUCUUGAAUUUCAGAUAAGGAUUUACUAUGUUCCAACUAGACAGUGCAUUCGAACAAUAGAUAUAAAUAUGGAGAAUAUAAUUGGAGCCGUUAUUGAUCCAUCUGAUGAAAAUAACAUAGUUAUUAUCAAAGAAGAUGGUGACAUUAUUAUAUUAAACUGGAAAGAGAAAAGUAGUGAACCUUUAGUUUCAACGAGAAAGGUUGAAAUACACCAGUCUAUUUUAUCAAUAAUUCUGGUAAAACUAGACGCAAUUUAUGUUAUUUCUGGAAGGAAGUAUAAAAGAGCGGGAAAUCACGCUCAGAAAAGAACUAUAUAUAAAAUUUCAAGAGAUAGUUUAGCCCUAGAAGAGUUAUGUGAAAUAGAAGAGGUUCUCAGGUUUGCUGUUUCAUUGGAUUGCUCUAAGAUUGCAUUUCUCUUGAGUUCAAACGAGAUUGAGUUGGUUGAUAUGACACAAAUUCUUAAAUUCCAGUACGUAGAUCAUAACGAUCACACCCAUCUGAACGGAUCUGCCUUACAUGUUCCCAAAUUAAAUAGAGAAACUAUCCCAUUUCCUUUUAAAUCUCCAGUGACUUCACUUGCUGUGUCAAACUCCUCGGCUAUUGCGAUCGGAACGGCUGCUGGCCCCAUUCAAGUCUUAUAUAGUGGACUAAUUACAGAGAGCACGCAAAGGUUGUUAAAGUGGCAUAUUGAUCAAGUCAAGUCAUUAGAAUUUACCCCAGAUGGUAGCUAUUUACUUUCGGGAGGGUUAGAAAAAGUGUUAGUUCUUUGGCAAUUAGAGACUGGUGAAACUCAAUUUUUACCAAGAUUGAACGGACCAAUUGAAAAGAUUACGAUAGACAAUAAUAAGCCUGACUGCUAUUCUUUGAUGCUAAGAGUAACAUCCGCCAAUUCUUCUUCGAACAUUGAGGACGAUUCGUUCGAAAUCCUUGUCUUAUCUUCCGUUGAUUUGGUUUCUAGGUUGACAGUGAGUGGAGUGAAGCCAUCAUUCGUCAAUCAAGUCAAAGCUACAAUUUCAAAGACUAGAAAAAAAUAUUCAAAGUUCCCAGAUACUUUUGACUGCUCCAAGGUAAGAUAUGACUAUUCUUGUGUCUUUGAGGUUCAUCCGAAGACAAAAGAAUUGUAUUUCCCCAAUGGUGCAUCACUUCAGGCUUACGAUUUAGUGAAAAAUGAGCAAUCUUUUGUACAAAACACGGCACACGUCAUACCUACCGGUAAAGUGAGAUCUGAAAUGAAAAUACCUGACCCUUCUGUUCAUUUUGUUUCCUUUACGGCGGACGGUGGAUGGAUGUGUACCUUUGAUUCAGUAUCCAAUUUCGAGGUGGACAAUUUAUUCUCUAAAGAUGAUAUGCAGUAUACAUUAAAGUUUUGGAAAUACAUUGAUACUCAAUCAACAUCUGAUACGAAUGAUUUAGUGAAUGACAAGGGAGGUUAUUGGGAGCUUGUAACAAAAAUUGUGGAUCCCCAUGGAAAUUCGAGUCCAAUUUUAUCUCUUAAACCUGUUCCGUUGUCGUUCAAUAAUGGUUUGGGUUAUUUAACAGCAGACGAUAAGGGUGGGUUAAGGUUAUGGGUUCCUUUGUUUCCAAAAGAAGUCUACCAAACAGGGAAAGGAAAUAAGCUGCAACAAAUUGCAUGGAGAUUGAGGAAGUCCAAAAUUGGUGGCGUCGUUUCAUCUGAUGCAGUUGACGUUUGUUGGUCUAAUGAUGCUUCGAUCAUAUUCCUUGGACAUGAAUGUUCAAUUAGUAGCAUCAAUGCCUUUACUUUCGAGGAAAUCUCCCCACGUAGGAGUUUGACUGGAUCUAGAAUCAGAUCGCUUUCACUUUUGGACCAUCAUUUGAUUAUUUUAUCAAAGAAUAAUAUUUUGUCAUAUAACGUUUUAAAAGAUGAAGAAGAUGCUUUGGCUGCCAAAUUUAAUACUAAUGUUGGUGCUAGGAACUUGAUAGCUAUAGACCCAAUAAAUAAGCUUGUUUGCUUAAUAGGAAACUACUAUUCGACCAAAAACGAUUCAUUGAUCUUGUCUUCUAAAAUAAUGAUAUUUCAUCCGAAUCAAUUAAAGCCGCUUUUUAUAUAUCAUUAUGAAAAGGGAAUAUCGUCAGUCAGAAGCAUAAAUUCGUCUUUUGUUUUUGUCGACGUGACAGCUCGAGUGGGAUUAAUUGCCGGAAAUGAUGGUUCUGAAUUCAAAAAUGACAUUUCAAGCAUUUUUGUGAAACCUAGCGCAGGAAUUGUUCAUGAAAAUACUACAAAGAGAAAUCUUCAAGUUUCUUCGGAUGAAGCUCUUGAGUCUAAUAAGAUUGUGGAUAUCAAUACUUUCCAACCAGUUUUCGAUAAUAUUGAAGGUGUUCAAAUUGAAACCUUAUUCGAUCGUAUCAUCAAAGUCAUCAAGUAA
Priceomyces carsonii is the source of this 2505-nucleotide messenger RNA. It is a transcript of the gene NAN1, whose product is annotated as Nan1p. The coding region runs from base 1 to 2505 and encodes 834 amino acids. NCBI's taxonomy places the organism in Eukaryota, Fungi, Ascomycota, Pichiomycetes, Serinales, Debaryomycetaceae. Gene Ontology annotation, molecular function: RNA binding; protein binding. Gene Ontology annotation, cellular component: nucleolus. The transcript has a single exon. The record is from RefSeq and is a predicted model, not a curated record. Gene Ontology annotation, biological process: positive regulation of rRNA processing; positive regulation of transcription by RNA polymerase I.